AUGAAGAAUUGGGGUAUUUUCUUCUUGGUCAUUUUCUUGGUCCAUGAACAGGACUUUCCUGUCCAAGUUGGAGCAGAAGAUGGAUUUCUCAGAAGAGAAGGAGUGAAUUUCAUAUUAAAUGGCAGCCCAUUUUAUGCCAAUGGAUUUAAUGCCUACUGGAUGAUGUAUAUAGCCUCAGAUCCUACUCAGAGAAAUAAAAUCUCUUCUGCAUUUCAAGAAGCAGCAAAUCAUGGCCUUACAAUUGCAAGAACUUGGGCUUUUAGAGAUUCUGGAGAUUCACCUUUACAAUACUCUCCUGGCUCAUAUAAUGAACAAAUGUUUCAGGGAUUGGAUUUUGUGAUUUUUGAAGCUAGGAAAUAUGGGAUAAAGCUGAUAUUGAGCUUAGUGAACAAUUAUGAGGACUAUGGAGGGAAAAAACAGUAUGUGAACUGGGCAAGAAAUCAGGGACAGAGCAUAGCAUCUGAUGAUGAUUUCUUUACAAACUCAGUGGUGAAGGAAUACUAUAAAAACCAUAUUAAAGCUGUGCUCACGAGACAUAACAGUAUCACGGGAACUCCAUACAAGGAUGACCCCACAGUAAUGGCUUGGGAGCUUAUGAAUGAGCCAAGAUGCACCUCAGAUGCCUCGGGAAGGACCAUACAGGCAUGGAUUUCAGAGAUGGCUUCCUACUUGAAAUCUAUAGACAGUAAUCACCUAUUAGAAGCUGGACUCGAAGGGUUUUAUGGAAAAUCAGAUUCACACAAACAGCAAAACAAUCCAAAUUUUGAAGUAGGAACAGAUUUCAUAGCAAACAACCAGAUUGUUGGCAUAGAUUUUGCAACUGUUCACUCAUAUCCAGAUCAAUGGUUAACCAGCCGAAAUGAUGAAGACCAAAUCUCAUUUUUGAACAAUUGGCUACAGAGUCAUAUCCAAGAUGCACAAAACAUUAUCCAAAAGCCACUUCUUUUUGCUGAGUUUGGAAAAUCAUCAAGAGAUCCUUCUUAUAAUACAUAUCAGAGAGACCUGCUGUUCAAUACAGUAUAUAAAGCAAUAUAUUCAUCGGCUGGAGGGGGAGGCGUGGCAGCUGGCGGCUUAUUUUGGCAACUUCUAACAGAAGGAAUGGACAACUUCAGGGAUGGCUAUGAGAUAAUCUUUAACGAAAGCCCAUCAACGGCCAGCCUGAUCGCAGAGGAAUCACAGAAGUUGAACAAGAUACGGAAGAUGUAUACGAGGUUAAGAAACAUCGAGAAGUGGAAGAAAGCAAAGAGUAGAACUGGUGGAAAUUAG
Fraxinus pennsylvanica is the source of this 1266-nucleotide messenger RNA. NCBI's taxonomy places the organism in Eukaryota, Viridiplantae, Streptophyta, Magnoliopsida, Lamiales, Oleaceae. The record is from the annotation of a GenBank genome assembly.